This is a messenger RNA of Saccostrea cuccullata (small rock oyster), 759 nucleotides long. RefSeq names its product craniofacial development protein 2-like. Gene Ontology annotation, molecular function: catalytic activity. Bases 1 to 759 code for a protein of 252 amino acids. Gene Ontology annotation, biological process: chromatin remodeling. Gene Ontology annotation, cellular component: nucleus. The transcript has 2 exons. The record is from RefSeq and is a predicted model, not a curated record. NCBI's taxonomy places the organism in Eukaryota, Metazoa, Mollusca, Bivalvia, Ostreida, Ostreidae.
AUGGGGCCAGUCACCCCUUCUGGGGUAAACGCUGACUACAGAAAUAGACACACAGAGAAAUAUAUCAAGUAUGACGUCUAUACAUGGUAUGUGCAAACUAUGUUUGAAAUUUAUAGCAGAGCAGUACAUAUUGCCAAAGAGGUUCGAUUCGCAACAGAUCAAGCUCAGUGUGAUUCAAGCUCACCAACUCAUGAUGCAAGUGAUGAAGAGAUAGAUAUCUUUUACAAUCAACUGCAGAGUGUAUUACAUCGAACUCCAAAACACGAUAUGGUGAUAGUAAUGGGGGACGUGAACGCAAAAGUUGGAAGUGAUAACACCGGCAGGGAUGCAUGCAUUGGGGUAAAUGUACAUGGCAUGGGACAGAUGAAUGAAAACGGAGAACGCCUAAUGGAUUUUUGUGAGAUGAAUGGGUUGCAUGUAGUAGUUUGCAACACCAUCUUUGCACACAAGGACAAUCAAAAAUAUACCUGGAUUUCUCCAGAUAAGAGAACAAAGAAUCAGGUCGAUUACAUCAUGAUCAACAAGAAGUGGAGGAGAUCAGUCAUAGAUGCCCGGACGUACAGAGGUGCAGACAUUAACAGUGAUCACAUACUCUUACUUGCCAAAAUACAACUGAAGUUAAGAGCAGAGAGGAAAGUGCAAGGACUGAGGAAGUUAGCAGUGAACAAACUUCAACAACCUGAGAUAAAGGAAGGCUUUAAGCUGGAGCUGAGGAAUAGAUUUUCUGCUUUAGAGAUGAUGGACAAAGGAAAAACAUAG